GGAAAGUUUUCUGCUCAGACCUCCAGACUCGGCCUCCACGGGUCACCAACUGCUGCGAGAGGCUGAGAGCAACUAUCAUCACUGUGCGCUCAACAGAGGCUGAGAAAGACGAGACUUUGGAUACUUCCAGGAUCAUAAUCUAUUUCUCCAUCUGACGAGCAACUAAAUUGCAAUGAAGUCGACAUGUCUGCUCAUCUUGGCUUCUCUCGUGGUCUGCAACUUGACCGUGUCUGGAGGACAGGACCUCCCCACUGAGGAUGAGACUGACGGAAGGACCAUAGACGACAUCAUACUACAGAGAGCAGAAAGUCUCCUGUUACAAUCCAUUCUCAGAAAGAUGCAGGAUGAAGACGGCAGAAAUGAGGGAUUUUCCUCUCAGACGGAAUGGGUGACAAAACGUCAGCAUCCCGGUAAAAGGUACAGCGAGGAUUUGGAGAAGCGGCAGCAUCCGGGGAGGAGAGACGAAGACGAGGAUGAACAGUACUUGGAUGUUGAAAAGAGACAGCACCCGGGCAAACGCGAAGAUGAAAUGCACUCAUUCAUGGAGCUCCAUAAAAGGCAGCACCCGGGAAAGCGCUUCACGAUGGAACACGUUUCUGAAAACCCCGUAAUGCUCCUGAGUGAACUUUCAAAACGACAGCACCCGGGAAAGCGCUACCUGGUGCUGCACAGCAAACGCCAGCACCCAGGUAAGCGCCACCCAGAGGAUGAGGACGAGGAUGGGGAUUGGGAUGCGGAUGCAGAUGGAGACGAAGACAUCGCCGAGUUGGAAAAGCGUCAGCACCCCGGAAAACGGUUUUUGGAUAACUUCAGUCCGGAUUUAGGCACAAACAGUCCGUGUGAUGUAUUGGACCCUACGAGCUGCAGCAAGACCAGUUUGCUGCUCGACUUUUUAGACAACAUAAACAAGAGUCAUGCGGAGGAGAAGAGACAACACCCGGGUAAAAGGUUUGCACCCGAGGAGGAUUUAGUGGACGGGGAGUAGGUGAAACAAAAGCCUGGUGUGCGUGUACUGCUGUAUUGUAAACAAAUAAAUGUGUAAAUGAAGUGACCAUAAAGAAUUAUUAAAAAUGAAAAAAGAAUUUACAUCAUUUAAUCUCUUGUACCACCGUUUUUCUUUGGCUGCUGUAUCGUCAUCGCAAAACAUUUAUCUGCGGUUUGUUUCUUUGGAGAGCGCGUAAUUGUCCUCCAAAACCGACUAUAUCGCUGUAAAUAUGGUUUACAUUACAGUGCGUGCCCUAUGUUGAUCUUUGUUAAUUAAUUAUUAUAAUAAUUUAGUAUUUAUUCCGUUAAUUAGGCUAUAAUGCUAACAUCAAGUCCAAUAAUGACAGCAUUAGUAUACUGGCUGUUGCGAUGGUGCCUCUGUGAGGCAACACACGCUUGUCAGGAAAGUACAUGCUUGAAAUAUGAUCAAUAUGAUCAAUAAAAGUGGCUAACGUUUAGAGCUUUGCAGAGGAAAUCCCUUCAUUGAUUGAUUUGUGUUUCUUUCUUUUUUUUACUUAUGUAAACUAUAAUGAAUACCACCGCAAGUAAAAAGUGUCACUGGUUAUUUUUCUACAUAUAAUUGCAUGGAUUAAGUUUAUUUAACUUAAUGUUGUAAAUUAAAAGUUAUACCUUUGCCUUACAGUCAACCACCAAUGUUGUUUGUUGGACAAUAAAACGCAUUGGUACAAAUGUAUGGUUUUCUUUAGUUGCCGUAAUUCAUGCCUUGGAGCACUAUUAAAGUCUAUUAAACUGUUUAUCCAA
Molecule: messenger RNA, 1746 nt
Organism: Cottoperca gobio
Lineage: Eukaryota; Metazoa; Chordata; Actinopteri; Perciformes; Bovichtidae
Gene: trh
Product: thyrotropin-releasing hormone
Exons: 3
Coding region: 173-985 (270 amino acids)
Biological process (GO): hormone-mediated signaling pathway; positive regulation of insulin secretion; eating behavior
Cellular component (GO): extracellular region; secretory granule
Molecular function (GO): thyrotropin-releasing hormone activity
Source: RefSeq, a predicted model, not a curated record